Molecule: messenger RNA, 7362 nt
Organism: Cottoperca gobio
Lineage: Eukaryota; Metazoa; Chordata; Actinopteri; Perciformes; Bovichtidae
Product: synaptotagmin-2-like
Exons: 11
Coding region: 296-1594 (432 amino acids)
Biological process (GO): calcium ion-regulated exocytosis of neurotransmitter; synaptic vesicle endocytosis
Cellular component (GO): dense core granule; synaptic vesicle membrane; exocytic vesicle
Molecular function (GO): calcium-dependent phospholipid binding; calcium ion binding; phosphatidylserine binding
Source: RefSeq, a predicted model, not a curated record
CACACAACUGGCCCCCUUCCAAUUAAAGAAGAGAGCUUAUGUUAUUGAAGAGCAGCUUAGCCAAUCAGGAGACAGUGCAGGAAAAGACGGCAGGAAAAAAGCAGCAGAGCGAGUGGGCAAGAGGAAGAAAAAAAACUGCAGUGUUGUCUCGGAGCCUGUGGAGAAGGGGAAGAGCUUGGUGUCCAGAGGAGAGCAACCUGCACAAACGGGUUUCUGACUGACAACAUUCUCACAGUGAUUACCUCCGGCCCCUUCAAGAAAUCGAGAUUUUUGCUGGACCGUGUGUGCAGCCUAAAUGACGAAGUGGAACUUGUUCAAGCAUCAGACAACGCCCAUGGUAGCUGCUAACCCAACGGGGGCCAGUGCUUUAACUGUGACCCCAGGCCCUGUCGCAUUAGUCUCCACUGAGAACUCCACCGAAAUCGUCGACAGGAACGAUGGCUUCGACGAGAUCAAAAACAAGUUCCUGAAUGAAAUCGACAAGAUCCCACUGCCGUCCUGGGCCAUCAUUGCCAUUGCCGUGGUCGCUGCUUUACUCAUUCUAACAUGCUGCUUCUGCAUCAUCAAGAAAUGCUGUUGCAAGAAGAAGAAGAACAAGAAGGGCAAGAAGGGGAAGGGUGACAUGGGAAUGAAGAACCUGAAAGGGGGAGAGAAACAACAGGAUGAUGAUGAUGAAGAGGAUGAUGUCGAACCUGGACUGACUGGAGAUGAGAAAGAGGAAGAAGUGAAGGAGAAAGAAAAGCUCGGCAAGCUGCAGUACUCCAUUGAUUAUGACUUCCAGGAGAACAAGCUGACUGUGGGAAUCCUGCAAGCAGCUGAUCUCCUCUCCAUGGACAGCGGUGGCACCUCGGACCCCUACGUCAAGGUAUUCGUCCUCCCCGACAAGAAGAAGAAGUACGACACAAAGGUUCACAAGAAAACGCUCAAUCCCGUCUUCAAUGAGACCUUUACCUUCAAGAUUCCAUUCCAAGAGAUGGGAGGAAAGACUCUGGUAAUGUCCGUCUAUGACUUUGAUCGCUUCUCUAAACAUGACGUCAUCGGAGAGAUUAAAACACCCAUGAACACCCUUGACCUGGCAAAGCCAAUUGAGGAGUGGAGAGACCUGGACAGCGCAGAUCAAGAAGAGCCGGAGAAGCUGGGUGACAUUUGCAUCUCUCUGCGUUACGUCCCCACUGCUGGCAAACUUACCAUCUGUAUUCUGGAGGCCAAGAACCUGAAGAAAAUGGACGUGGGCGGACUGUCAGAUCCCUACGUGAAAAUUAACCUGCUGCAGAAUGGAAAGAAGCUGAAGAAGAAGAAGACGACAGUGAAGAAGAACACUUUGAAUCCGUACUACAAUGAGUCUUUCAGCUUUGAGAUUCCUCUUGAGCAGAUGCAGAAAAUCCUAGCUGUGAUCACAGUGCUGGAUUAUGACAAGAUUGGCAAGAACGAUGCCAUUGGGAAGAUCUUGGUGGGAAGCAAGUCCGCGGGGGCCGGGCUGAAACACUGGUCCGACAUGCUGGCCAACCCCCGUCGCCCCAUUGCCCAGUGGCAUCCACUGCAGCCAGAGGAAGAGGUGGAUGCUGCCCUCGCAGCUCUGAAUGCCAAGAAGUAAACUCCCCCCUGAACACAUCGUCCCCACCUCCUCCUUACCUACCCAUGCAUUUCCCACCAUUCCCCCAGGUCCCACAUAUCAGUGUAUAUUCCAUACCCCAACCCCCACCACCACCACCCUCCUCCUCCUCCUCCUCUUCCUCCUCUUCCUCCUCCUCUGCCGCCACCUUUCAAAAGAUCCAUUCAACAUGAUGGGAAAUAUAGUUUAAAAAAAGCAUCAUGUUAUAUGAAAUCAUGUCAUUGAAAAAAGAAGACAAGUUACAGGAUGGACAGAUACUCCGUUGAUUUCAUUUAGAUCUAUUUUUGUAUUGGGGUUGUGGUUCCAUUAAUAAGAAUACAGAGUAGACUACGAAGAACAAUAAGAGUGCUAUAUGGGAAUCUGGUGAUAGAGGGGAUAACACAUUCAUUCACUCAUAUUGUACUUCUCAGCCCUUCCCUUUAGUGACACAGUUUGCUUAGAGUAGUGCUUAAUAAUAAAAUGCUUUAUACUGCCAUAUGAUAGAGAAAUAACACAAGCAGGUCCAUUCCUUAGGUGUUUUGUGCACCAUGUUCCACACCUGCCAGUUAUCAUACGAGAUGAUUCUGUUAGUUUGAGUACAUUCCUAGAGUUGGGUAGCAAGUAGGGAUAGGCACAUAUCCAGUUACCCACAAACACACUGCCUUUUUGAUUAGUUAACCUUCCACCCAUCGUCUCAGGAAAACUGAGAGGAAACUGAAACUCCAUGCCUUUUUUUCUAAACGGGUUCUUAUUAUUCAAAUACUCCACUUGAUGAGAAUGAAACGUCAGAUCCAAAAGCUUGAGCGCUUGUUUUUUUCGGUGACGUAAGGCUCGCGGCUAGUGUUAGUUCAUCCAUGAAAUGGUACGUCCGGGAACAGGGAGUGGUGGAUUUUCAGUAAAAAAAACAACAAAAAAAGGGUAUUUGUGUAUUUUUUGACUGUGCAAAACGGCUGUGUCUGUCAUUUGAAUAACAAAAAGCAAGGAAAUAUCAGAGCGGGUUCAACAGAGACUGAUUCCAACCACCAAUGACAUGAUAUUUGCAAGGUGUCGAUUACUGCCUGCAGUCUACCACCUCCCCUCCCAACGCCUCUGAUUCUGUCUCUCACUUGUUCAGUGCUACUGCCAUUAGUCAUGGACUUGACACAAGGGUUUUACUUCAAAGGAAUCCCUAUAACCGUCUUACAGUCAUAAAGGAGACAAGCCUUCAAAGUAACAAAAUAAGCAAUUUUCAACUACCAGGGACGCCUUCCAGUUAGCGGUGUUGUUCUCUUCAUUUCUUUAUCUCCUUUUCCUUUUAUUUAGUUUAGUUUACACUUUUAUUCCUCAAGCACUUUAAAUCCAAAUGUUACGUUUAAGUACCCUCAGAAACCAGAGCUUUAAUUAUUUGUGUUAUUAAUAACAGCUGGUUUUAAGAAAAAGAAAAGAGCAAGGGAAGUGCAUUGUGUAACUUAGUUUGUCGUUGCUUUGUUUCGGCUCGGCUUUUUGUAUCUGUGUUUUUGAUUGUUUGAAUAUUACGUUUCUCACUUGAUUGCAAGGAUAUGGUCUGGAAGAAGGCACCGAUCCGUGUGUAUUUUAUACACAGCUUAUCAAACUGUUGAAUUUAAUUGCACUACUGGGUAUUAUUCUGUUCUGUGUUUUUUAAUGAUAACAAUGUUGUGAGAUUGAAUUUUUCUGUGGCACAUGUGGCAUGCCAGACAGGUCUCCUCAUAUAAAUGGACUCCUCUGAAAAGAAAAGAGACACAUUACAAUCUAAUGCUCCCUGGUUACUGCGAUCCUUGAAAUUAGUUCAGUGUAUUUAUAAAUUAAUAUUCUGUUGAAGAGGAAUUUUAAGGACGAACUUUGUGACAAAAUCCAAACCGUUGUUUGACCAAAACUCGGCCUCAAUAAAUUGGUGAAUCGGGCGCUCGGGCCUCGGUACACCGCACCUGCUCGCAGGUCGAGUUACUAAUUAAAAUCAGUGCUGUCUGUGAACACCAACAGCAAAAACUACCCGUCGACUGUGUGCAAGGAAAAUGCAAGGUCGAUGUAAAUCAAAUGUAGACAGUACCACAAGUUUUUUUUUAAAUUGAAUUAAUGUCGGCUCUUGUAUCUUUCGCUGUUGGAAAUUGUAACUCUUUAUUUUUUUAUAACCAACAUAGACCAUGUUCAGAUUUCAGUUUUUCAUCUCGCAUAAUAUUUUUCCUCUGUUGAUGAAGCAGCACUAAAGAAAAGGCAACAUGGAAGCAAUCAAGCAACCCAUUGGUGUGUAGUUUUGCCUAUAUACAUAGUUCAUACACGUUGAUACUGCAUGUUUAUACAAAAUACUGUACAUAGGAGCAUGUUUUAGAGACAAAGCAAAAAUAUCUCGUGUACGUAAAUGGGUGUCAUUUGUCAUUUUAAUAACACAAAGGAAGGGGAAAAAAAGAUGCACUGUAUAUUUUCUAAAUGAAACAAAUGUGUAUUUAUUUUCCAUGAGGGUCAUUGGAGAGAAUGUCAUACAAAUAUUAGAGUAAUAUUACUAAUAAGAACCUUUCCACGUCUGAAAUUCUUAAGCAAGUGUGUCGUCCAGUACUGUGUGUGAGUUCAUGUAGGAUGAAAAUGUAGCCGCAUGCUUGCUAUAUAAUUCCUUGUGAUCAAACAUUUUAUUUGACACCAUUUAUUUGCCAUACAUUUUGUUUCAGCACUUAUCUGAAGGCCAAUGUUUGACUUUUCUGGAUUUUAUUGAUAUUGCUUUUUUUUUUUUUUUUUUUUUUUUUUUUUACAAAAUAUGUUUCAACUUUUUUAGUGUUUGAGAUGGGGGGGAGGGUCUCCAAGUCUAUAAGAUGACUAUUUUCUAAUAACAUAUUUGGCCCGGUGUUAUUCUGAAAUAAGUCAUUAGAAGAAGAUUGAAUAACUCUGCGAUCUGUAGGUGGAUUGUAGGAGUUGUUAUGUGUGCCAGUAAUGAAGUCUGUUGGAUCAUAUCUUUGUAUGAAAUGCAUUUCGAGGGGCCAAAAGAUGAAUAAUCUCUUUCCAGUGACUUGGAAUCCCUUCUUCAACUCUCUCUCUCUCUCUCUCUCUCUCUCUCUCUCUCUCUCUCUCUCUCUCUCUCUCUCUCUCUCUCUCUCUCUCUCUCUCUUUACUUGGACGUUUUUAUUUUUCACUUCUGAAGUAUUUAAAUGACCUGAAACCCUUCACGGCUGUGUCUCUUUUACUGUGUUUAUUAUACAAUACGUGUAUGUGUAUACAAGAUAAAUGAAUAAGAUAAAACUAAAGCCAUAAAACUCAAGCACUAACUCUUUAGAGCUCAGCUGAGGAGCUAGAGUUUAUUUAUGAAGAAAAAAAAAAAUCUGACAUGUCUUCAUUUUCCUUGGCCAGUGUUUCUCUUUUACAUUCCGUUCAGAGGUCUUUGUUCAUCAAGAGGGCAAAAUCCACUUUUCUGUAUAUGUGAGCUUUGAGAAGUUGUGAGUUUAGUAGAGUGAGUGUGUCUUUUUCUACUUUCCGAGCUGUUGAUGUCCUUGUUUCAUAGAGGUAGCUGAUUUUACAGUAUCGUGAUUAGUAACGUAUAUGCCUUGUUUUGAUAGUAUAAAUACUAGAUAUAUCACAAUUCUCAAUAAUACUGCUAAAAGUCUAUGUAUAUAUAUAUACAUAUAUAUAUAUAUAAAACAUGAGAGUGUGUUCUUUUCUUGGGCUGAGUGCAAUUUAUGAACCAAACUGGGUCACGCUUCAAGUUUCUCUUCUUCCGGUUUAGCAGCAGAAUGUACUCGUGACCACACGUACAAUCAAUAACGCCCUGCUGGUGAUCUGCGGCUCACGCUGAUGGGUUUUUGUUGGUUCGUUUGGCAUAUUGCUCAAGCAACAAAACAAUAUAGUUGGAGAUCCGACGACAUUAAAGCAAAAAAAGAGAGAAACUUAAAGUGCCGCCCAAGUUUUAGGCCUGAAUCCCUCCCAUAGAACUAUGCAUAGCGUUAUGAUUUUCACAAACAUAUAGAAAAAUACGUAUUGUGUCAUGAUGGGACAUUAAAGGAGGAGUUCCAAAAGUUGGGAAAGACACUUAUUUGCUUCCUUGUAGAAAGUUGAGAAGAUGGAUACCACCGUCAUAUCCAAGAGUGGUAUCCAUCUUCUCAUACAUCUCUUUGGCAAGAAGGCGAAUAUGCGUAUGUCUCAAAAUGUUGCACUGUUCCUUUAAGUUUACCUCAGUUGCCAAAUUUUCUCUGAAGUAAACGUUUAAACUGCCAUCUAUUUAUCCUGGCAACAAUCUCCAAUGUGUUGCGCAACGCCGCACAUUGUCUAAUGCAAUAUUAUAUUUAUUCAAUGUCCCAUUAUUGUUACUGACUACGACCAAAUGAUGCACUGAGAACAAUUCAAAUACAAGAUUUCAGUGUGUUUCACAAAAUACUGCCAGUACCUGAAGACAGUCGCCUGCGUCCGUCAACACUGUUUGAAUCUACAACGCCAAAAUUCAAACAGUUUCACGCGGCAGCAAACAGAACACAUUGAGAUGAUGAGGCAAAAAUGUUAUUACAGGUCAAGUUCUAGCAUAUUUAAGAGGUUUAUUUCCUUUUACUGCUUGGGUCACGACGGUCACAUGACAUCUAGGUUCUAUGGGGGACAGAGACUGGGAGCUGUGUGUGCUUGUGUGUGUGGGAUAAACGGAUGACGUGUAGGCCCUUUAGCAGACAUGGUGCAAAAAACACAGCACUAGAAUAUAUAAAUACAAUAUACAGUACAGGUCUGCAUGCAUGGGACACAUUAUUCAUUCUUAAAUGUACAUCUUUGUGCGUAUGACCGUAAUACUCAAACAAUCUUAGUUCUAUUUUAAAUAUGGGGGUUAUUUUGUUCUUUUGAUGGCCGUGUAGAUGUACAAUACCUUAUGCACAACUGCAUCUGAAACUGUGAGCUGUUUCAGCUGAGUUUUAGAGCACCAUUCUCACAACGAGCUGUUUUUAUUUUCCUUUUGUUUAUUUUAAACAAACGCUGGGAUUUAAAAAGGGAAAACAUCCAAAGUUCAGUAGAUCAUUACCCACCCUGUCUAAAUGUGUUGAGAAGCCUCUCAGCGGGUAAAGACACCACUUUGAAACAUGUUGUCUUGUCUCCUCUAUUACUCGCUGUAUUUCUUCUUUGUAUUCUUGUGCAUAUGUGUAAUCACUCCUUCUGUCUUUAUUUGUUUCCGUGAUGUAUACUUCUUCUAAUGUAGAAUGUAGGACUGUAUUUGAAUCAAUGUCAGAAUCACGUUUGCUUUCAUUUGUGUCUUUGUCCUGUUUACGUGUAACCAGCUAUGUACCAUCAGUAUCAUUAUGCUGAAUAGGAAGCAAGCUCGUUGAUUUCUCCACUGAUUCUGCUCUUGCUGAGCGUAAAGAAUGCCGGCCUUCAUGUUUACAACAUGGACAAACCGUAUACUGCCAAACAUGCAGGACCGAACCAAACUCCCUUCUUGAGCGCUUAGUCCUCCACCUCUCAUCCCUGAUGCAACUGUAUUCUCCAAUCUCUUUACUUUUUUCACCUCUUUCUCUUCUUCAUCAUCUUUUAAAAGCGAUCGGAGGACAGUCAGGUUGUGUCCUCUAGCUGUGUUUCUUCGUGUCUAGUGUCGUGGUGCGCGUGUUCAUGUCAGUACUUGUGCCUACUGUGGAUCGCAUGCUUUAGCCCUUGACUGGACACAAACGUUGCUCACAAACUCCUCUUGACCCUUAUGUGGACAAACGUUGGGGAUCCUUAUAAAGUUAUCAAGGGAACCAAAUAACUUAUUACAAAUUUAUCAUAUGUGUUACCAGUUCUGUAAAAAAAACAAAUAGGAAAUAAAGGCCUUUUAAUUACCA